AAGCGCAGAGAGCGGCUAAGCGCAGAGCGGCGGGCGCGGACCAGACAUGCCUCUGGCAAAGGAUCUAUUGCACCCCUCCCUGGAGGACGAGAAGAGAAAGCACAAGAAGAAACGGCUUGUGCAGAGCCCAAACUCCUACUUCAUGGAUGUAAAAUGUCCAGGAUGCUACAAGAUCACUACAGUGUUCAGUCAUGCUCAAACAGUAGUUCUGUGUGUAGGGUGCUCAACUAUCCUGUGUCAGCCUACUGGGGGGAAAGCCAGGCUCACAGAAGGCUGUUCAUUUAGAAGAAAGCAACACUGAACACUUCAGCAUGUGGUUUUGGAUCUGUAUUCCUGAAAGCCUUAGCAGUUUAAAAAUGCCUCUUCACACAACAAUGUAAUUAACAACUGAUUUUGUAAAAAUUACAUGCUACUGGUGACUAAUAAGCUGGAAUCUCUUCUUCAAUAAAAGAUUUGAAGUGCAAGUUUUUCCCGCAAUUUUGUGGCCAGCUUUCAAACACUGUAUUGUUAAUAGACUGGUGUUAUUUAAUAGAAAAACCUUGGGACUCUCUAUUUCCCCUCAUUAAUCAUCAGCUACAGUGGUAAAAUGCAUAGGGUGACAGAAACUGCUCUAAGAAUGCAUUUUCUAUGCUUUGUUACUGUAGCUACCCUAACUUCAAGGGUUGCAAAAGCUAGAUGGAUUUUCAAUGGCUGAUUUUCUUUCAGCAUUGCUUUAGU
Messenger RNA from Indicator indicator, 717 nucleotides. RefSeq names its product ribosomal protein S27 like (gene RPS27L). The transcript is spliced from 4 exons. Gene Ontology annotation, cellular component: cytosolic small ribosomal subunit; ribosome. NCBI's taxonomy places the organism in Eukaryota, Metazoa, Chordata, Aves, Piciformes, Indicatoridae. The record is from RefSeq and is a predicted model, not a curated record. Gene Ontology annotation, molecular function: RNA binding; structural constituent of ribosome. Gene Ontology annotation, biological process: translation; ribosomal small subunit assembly. The coding region runs from base 47 to 301 and encodes 84 amino acids.